This is a messenger RNA of Drosophila melanogaster (fruit fly), 1560 nucleotides long. RefSeq lists its product as uncharacterized. Gene Ontology annotation, cellular component: extracellular region. Gene Ontology annotation, molecular function: chitin binding. NCBI's taxonomy places the organism in Eukaryota, Metazoa, Arthropoda, Insecta, Diptera, Drosophilidae. The transcript is spliced from 2 exons. Bases 90 to 1169 code for a protein of 359 amino acids. The record is from RefSeq and is marked reviewed.
GUGCAGUAUCAUUUGAGUUGUGAGUGCCGCCAAGAUCGCAGCGGGGCGUUCGAGAAACCAGGAUACAAGUUAACCAAAGGAUAUAAAACAUGAAUAGAGCUAGCGGUGUCCUGUCGCUGCUGUUUGUGGCCAGCGCCCUGGGCGGCGUGAUCGAGGACUUUGAAUACCUAUCGGUGGCCGAGAUGUGCGACCUGCUGCCGCAGGAGACAAGCUUCCUGCGACCGAAUACCUGCGACAACUGGGUGCGGUGCGCCAGCAACUACAGCGUGCUGGAGCAGGGCGGCUGUGCCGCAGGACUCAACUACAACAAGGAGCUAGGCCGCUGCAUCCUGGCAUCCUCCAGCGCCGCGGUGUGUCCCUAUGCCGACAGCAUUGCGGACAAGGCCACGAACCUGUGCGCCAACGAAACGGAAGGCGCCUUCAUCGUGGAUCCCAGCAGCAGCGAUUGUCGCGGCUACAUCUUGUGCAAGUCGCACAAGCAGAUCAAGGCCAACUGUCCCAACGAGCUGAUCUUCCAUCCCGUAUCGAGGUCUUGCGUGUACGAAAAGCAGUACCGUUGCCCCAUCAGCCAGACGAAGAAGACCAGUCCCGCCUGCCGAUCCCUGCCGAACAACACCCGUCUGGCCGAUCCCGUCCACUGUGACCAGUACUACGAGUGCGUCAGCGAGGUCUUGCACAGCCGAGCCUGUCCAGUGGCCAGUGCCUACGAUGCUAAUCUCGGCUACUGCGUGGAUGUGGCUGAGGUGUCCUGCUACGAGAGUGCCGCCCUGCCGGAACCGGAAAACACCUUCUGCCUGGACAGUGCCACCGGAUCCGCUCGCGUUGGCUACUUUGCCGACGACGAGUCCUGCUCCCACUACUAUAUCUGUGGCAGCCCCGUCGCCGGCAAGCACGACACGGAGCCCAAGCACCUGAGCUGUCCACUUGGCCAGUACUUCGACUUCGAGAAGCUCUCGUGCCGCGACAGACUUAACGUACGCUGCCAGCUGGACAGGUGUGUGGGCACCAACAUCACCUACGUAAACGUCGCCGGCGAUUGCCAGAGCUAUGGACGUUGCUCCGGCGGAGUGACCGUCAGCCUGGGCCAGUGCCCAACGGGCUACUACUUCGACGAGCGCAACCAGGGAUGCACACAGACCAACUACCACAACAUCGCAUGUUCCGUGUAGGCUGUCCCAGAAGAUCGCAUCCUUACCACAAUCCUUACCAAAUCGCAUCCAAUUUAAAUAUCCAAUAAAUCGAUCCAAUUCAUGGUGGAGGUCAAAUGCAUUGCUUGAAAGGAAUUCAUGUACUUUGUGGUGGGAAGUGUUAAGUUUUAUGACAUUCAUCCAUUUACUUUUUACCAUGGAAAUGGGUCUACAAAUAUUAGCUUCUCGAAAAAUGUCCAAUAAAUGUGUUACUCCAUUGAAACCUGAAAUGUAUAUAUAUAUAGUUUAUCCAUUGCAUUUGGCUCUAUUGUAGUUUUAUUCCCUUUCCAUUCGAAUUUUACCGUCUGCUUCCUCUUUAUAGAAGAUGUUACCCUAACCUUGAACAAUAAAAUAUGAAUUGGUAUAAAUAAUG